Aphanomyces astaci is the source of this 2772-nucleotide messenger RNA. RefSeq lists its product as hypothetical. NCBI's taxonomy places the organism in Eukaryota, Oomycota, Saprolegniomycetes, Saprolegniales, Verrucalvaceae. The record is from RefSeq and is a predicted model, not a curated record. Gene Ontology annotation, molecular function: RNA binding. The transcript is spliced from 2 exons. The coding region runs from base 62 to 2653 and encodes 863 amino acids.
AAUUUCCGUAGGAAGGGAUCGCCGUGUAUUAGGAACCACAACUUCAACGGGCCAAGACACGAUGGUCGAUGGCACGAUGUUGGAUGACCUCCUGCUCGGCGGCGAUGGAAUGGACCUAGUGGACCAGAGCCUCGACCCGUCGUGGCUCGACGCGCUGGUGCCGCCCGACGUUCCUGCAGACGCGCCGGACGUUGUGGAAAACGUCAACACGCUUGGCGCGCUCUUGGCGUACUCGUGUGAAGUGGAGUGCGUCGAAAACGUUCUGGCGCUGCUCAAGCAAGGGGCGAAUCCAAACGUGGCAUUUCACAACGGCAAGACAGCGUUGGAGUGGGCUUCAUCUAAACAGAACGACGUGAUCGUGGGCCAUUUGCUUCGACACGGGGCUGCCACAGUAGGUACCUCAAGCCACGACCAGCGCCGAUGGACAGCCCCGACCGUCCCCGCUCCGCCACCGGUCCCGUCACCGCCGCGUCCGGCAGCCUUCCCAUCUGCUAGUUCGACCCCCCCGUCCACGGAAGCAAACGAGUCAUGGAAGAUCCCAGCUCGCAAGUUCAUCAAACGGCCUGUAGCCACAUCGGAGAAGCGGCUGGAAAGCCUGCGCGGGCUGUACAACUAUGAGCGUCGGCCGACGGACCCUCGGGACAAAUCGCGCCCGCGGUCCGACGCCGCCGCCGCCACGAAGUCACCCCACGCCUCCAGCUCUUUGUCCCAACCAUCCGUUUCUCGACUACUACCCGCGUCAGUUCCGCCGCCGUCGACCAACCAUCUUCGAUCUACGUCUGUACAUCGUUCCAAAUCCAAAUCCACCGCGCGGCCACCCGCGAGCCCCGAUCCGGUACUCCAUCCGCACUUGUACCGGUCGAAGUCUCGUCCCCGCUCUCCGUCCCCGCUGGGCACUCCAUUUUCCCGCCGCCUGCGGUCUCACUCGCACGCGCGGCCGCAUCCAACGUCCCCCGAGCGCACGAUUCCGUACCAUCCGUCCAUGGACAUGUGCGUGUUGUAUGUUGGCAACCUCCACCACGACGUGUCGGACGCGGCCGUGCGUCGGCAGUUCAAACAUUGCGGCGACGUCCGGUACUUUAAGCGGGGCUUUGCGCCGCCAUGGGGGCACAUUACGUUUGCCACGGCCCAAGAAGCGGUCAAGGCGCUGUCUCUGAACGGCCAACUGUUGAUGGAACGGCCAAUGGUCGUGCGACUAGGGGACCGCUGCAACCCCGAGCUGGCGGCGGAUGUCAACAAGUUGUUGAAGAAGCAACGCCGCAAGGAAGAAGUCGACGAUGACGAUGAUGCACGACGAAGACGGCGAAGAAGACGAAGUGAUGAUCAUGAUGAUCGACGGGGGAGGUCCCCGGCGCGGCGGACAUCGCGGCGGUCGCGGAGCCCCGAGCGGUGGGAACACGAUUUGUUUGAGGACAAGCCGCGGGUUUCCAAGAGCAAGUCGGAAAGUAUGCGACGAGGUUCGUCGUCCAGACGACACGACAGUCGCAGCCGGAGCCGUCCUCGAAAAAAGGCCGAUCGAUCGGACCGUCGUCGCAGCAGCCCCGCCAAGACAUCGCAUCGUCAUCAUCAUCGAGACGAUCGAUCCAAGAGUCGGGGGCCAAGCGACAAGAGGACGUACAGCGACAGACACAAAAGUCAGUACGGCCCGUCGUCGCCGCGUACGAAGAAACCGCCCGAGCGACGCGAUCGCUCGAAAACCCGACAAGAUCACCGAUCAAAGAGCCAGUAUCGAUCACCCCAUAACGAACAACACGGCGGCCCCAUGUUCCCCCCUUUGUCGACCACCCAAAGCCGACUUCGCCCGUCGACGCACCAACCCGCCGCCCGGUCCACCCGUGGGGCCUCCGUCCAUCGACCCGACGUGUCGGCUUCGACCACCUCGCGUCCAGGGGCGCACCGUCAUGCCAACAAUAGACGGUCGCAUGCCCUCCCAAGUCGAUCCCCAAGGGAUGUACCAUCCCACCCUCGUCACCCGCCGCCACCCCCCAGCGACGUUGUCGACUUGUCCAUGUCCAGUCCAGAAGACAACGACGAGAGAUGCUACCUUCCUCCGAGAAACCGAUCCACGCAAUCGAUCCUCCGUCGGCCAUCCGUUCGAGAGGACCCGCGAGGACAUCGGUCCAAGAGCAGCGUGAGCCAGCAUCAUGGCGGUGGCGGCAGCGGCGGUCACAUGCAGCGGCACCGGUCCAUGAGUCAGCACACCAGCCACCGAGCUCACCACCCAAGCAGCUCUUACGGCCCUCAACACAGCCGACCUAGCACUCCCCUCCGACCAUCGCGAGCCGCGCCAUCCCCAUCUCGAGACGAUCCGUUCCGUGCGUUCGAAGCCAACAAGCGCCCGCGCCCCCCUUCGGAGGACGACGAUUCCUUUUCCAUCCCCAAACGCCCCCGUUCGUCCUCCACAGCGCCGACUCGCUGUAGUCGAUUCAACGUUCAAGUGACAAACGUGUCGAAGCGCGCCAGCACGGAUGCCCUCCGCCGGAUGUUUGGCAUCUGCGGUCCCCUCUUGGCCUUCCACCGCGACGUGUCGCCCACCGGCGUGCCCCAGCCGCUGGUGCGCAUCUCGUACGAGUUUCGAGAGGCGUUGCAAAAGGCACUCGAGCUCGACGGCCUCAAGCUGUAUGGUCGCGCCAUCCGGGUCCAGUUGUCGUAGUAGUACUAGUAGUACGCAGACUGUAGUAGUACUGUAGUUGGGUGACUGGCCCUAGUAUACUUUUGAUUCACAUCACUCCUGGUAGUUUGUUUCUAUGAGGAUUAUUAUAUCCAGCCCAG